UUGCCGCGGUCAACCCCUCCUCCUCCUUAACAAGUGGGCUUGCGGGUCGAAUUGUGUCGUCUUUCAGCGAACAAAGGUGCUGCCCUCUGAACAAGUUGCAAUGUCUUCACGCCGCAACAGCCUCACGCCGCCGGAACGGCGAGACAUAGUCGACCCCGGGGCUCAUGAACUAGCGGAGGCAUCCGACUCCGAGGAGCACUACUCCGACGCCCGCUCCGGGCCGAUAACGCCCGCCAGAGCGUCACCUAUUCCAAAGACCAGAGUCGAAAGGGUCGAUGACAAGCCGGCGUAUGGGGAAGUCCCUGGUACGCAGGCUUAUCGCUUGAGAGAAGAGGAUGCCGCGCCGGACGAGAUCGCCAUCAUUCCCGAUGCCGACGCUGCACCCGAACCCGAACAAAUCCCACGAUCCCCCACGCCUGGCGGAUAUCCCGUUCCGAAAACGGUGGUAGAGGAGGCGCCUGAUGCGGAGGGCUCAGUGACGCAUCCGGGGAACAGGCAGAGGCGCAAGUCGGAUGCUCACCCGGACCUGGUGGUUAAGGCCGACGGGACGGUGGAACAGGGCGAAGCUGCAACUGAUCCUCCAUUACCAUCACCAUCGUCUCUAAACGCCCCUGCCACGUCAUCACGCACAAGGAGGAAGUCUUCGUCUGCUAUGAAACGCUCUCCCCUGAGCCCCGGCUUGCCAGCCGCUGAGAGCGCUGUAUGUACCGAGGACGCGGAUGACGAUGAUUCUGGGGACGAGUUUGACGACUUUGAAGAAGGGGGUGAGGACGGCGACUUUGACGAUUUUGAGGACGGCUUCCAAACGCCGGCCCAACAACAACAACAACAACAACCACAACAACAACCACAACAAGCACCGCAACCGCCGCCGCCCCCUUCCGCCCCAGCAGCACCAUCUCUCUCCUUCCCGAUCCCCACCUUCGACGACCUCAGCCCCUCCGAAAUCACCACCCUCACGGAACCAUACCUCGCCGCCCUCUUCCCUUCGCCCUUGCAACAGCCACCGCUCCCGGCCCCCUCGGCAGGAGAGAACCCCGUCUUCCUCACGCCGCGCUCCGCCUCCCUCUGGUCGCAGCUCGUGGCCCCGCCGCCGCUGCAGCCGCCCGACUGGAUCCGCUCGCGCAUCCGCCGCCUCUUCCUCGUCUCGCUCGGCGUGCCCGUCGACCUCGACGAGAUCCUGCCGGCCUCGUCCAAGCAGAAGAAGCUCGUGCUCCCGUCGCUGCACCGCACCACCUCGAGCGGGUCGCUGCGCAGGGCCUCGAGCGACUCCCGGGGGCCCGCCGCCAAGGGGGCCGGGUCGGCCUCGGCCUCGGCCUCGACCGGAGAGGGCGGCGGCAGAGACUCCCUGUCUGCGGGGGGCGACCCGACGUCCGCGUCGUCGUCCUCGCGGAGACGGAAGAAGGCGGACGGCUCGGGGCGGCAGCCCAGCCCGGAGCGGAGCUUCGAUCUCGUGUCCGCGCGGCAGAUGUGCAUGCUGACGGACGCUGCGCUGAGCGGCAUGACGGAUGCAGAACUGCGGGCGCAUAUCGCGCGGCUGGAGGCGAUGCAGGAGACGGCCCAGGGGGUUUUGGCGUACUGGCAGAAGCGGACAGACGAGAAGAUUGGGGAUCGGGAGGCGUUUGAAGGCGUCAUUGAGAAUCUGGUCAAACAUGCAAGGAAGGUGAGGAAGUAAAAAGGGGAAAAGAGGGGGGGGGGUUGCUUUUUAAAGGUGACACUACAAGUAAUAUUAGACGGAGGGAGGACGCAAGAUGGGCAAUUGGUGUAUGAGCCUGCACUUACUAUCAUGCUCAUGUUGGCGAGCAUUCUUCAUUCAGGUACCAACCACUUGGAGAGACAGUCCGGGAACGCUGUGUGACUGAAUACCACUCAAUGUCUAACAACCCAACUUUUCCGCUACUUUUCGUCUACCCAUCCAUUAUUGCGUGAGACGACG
This is a messenger RNA of Thermothelomyces thermophilus ATCC 42464, 1936 nucleotides long. RefSeq lists its product as uncharacterized. Lineage: Eukaryota; Fungi; Ascomycota; Sordariomycetes; Sordariales; Chaetomiaceae. The record is from RefSeq and is a predicted model, not a curated record. Bases 101 to 1675 code for a protein of 524 amino acids. The transcript has 4 exons.